This is a messenger RNA of Mesitornis unicolor (brown roatelo), 1128 nucleotides long. Its product is annotated as zinc finger protein 135-like. NCBI's taxonomy places the organism in Eukaryota, Metazoa, Chordata, Aves, Mesitornithiformes, Mesitornithidae. The record is from RefSeq and is a predicted model, not a curated record. The transcript has a single exon. Gene Ontology annotation, biological process: regulation of DNA-templated transcription. Gene Ontology annotation, molecular function: RNA polymerase II cis-regulatory region sequence-specific DNA binding; DNA-binding transcription factor activity, RNA polymerase II-specific. The annotation marks the transcript as partial.
CGAACGCGCACAGGCAAGCGUUCCUACCGCUGUCCUGAGUGUGGGAAGACGUUCGGGUGGAGCUCCAACCUUAUCCAGCACCAGCUGAUGCACACCGGCGAGCAGCGCUACCGCUGCGAGGAGUGUGGCAGGGCCUUCACCUGGAGAUCCAGCUUCACCCGACACCAGCGGACCCACACCGGUGAGAAGCCCUACACCUGCCCCCAGUGCGGGAAGAGCUUUGGGCAGAGCCACCGCCUCAUCCAGCACCAGCGGACCCACGCUGGCGAGAAUCCCUACAGCCGCAGGAAGACUGGGAAGAUCACCCAGAACUCCAACCUCGUCCCACCCCAGAAGCCCCACCACAGCCAUCGACCUCACCAGUGUGAGGAGUGCGGGAGGAGCUUCAUGUGGAGGUGUAGGCUCGUCCAGCAUCAGAAAACCCACACCAGCGAGCGGCCCUACCAGUGUGGGGAGUGCGGGAAGGGCUUCAGGCAGAGAUUUACCCUCAUCCAGCACCAGCUGACCCACACCGGCGAGCGGCCCUUCCACUGCACCGAGUGCGGGAAGAGCUUCAGGUGGAACUGCAACCUCAUCCAGCACCAGCUGACCCACACCAGCGAGUGGCCCUACCGCUGUGGGGAGUGCGGGAGGAGCUUCAAGCGGAGCUCCAGGCUCAUCCAGCACCAGCGGAGCCACACAGGGGAGCGCCCCUACCACUGCCCUGACUGUGAGAAGACUUUCAGGUGGAGCUCCAACCUCCUCCGGCACCAGCUGACCCACACUGGAGAGCGGCCCUACACCUGUGACCAGUGCGGGAAGAGCUUUGGCCAGAGCUCUGCCUUGACCGAGCACUUCCAGACCCACACCGGCGAGAAGCCCUACACCUGCCCUGAGUGUAGGAAGGCCUUCGCACGGACCUCCGACCUCCUCAAGCACCUCCGGACCCACACCGGGGAGAAGCCCUAUGUCUGCCCCAUCUGUGCUCGUGCCUUCAACCGCAGCUCCACUUUGGCCAACCACAAACGCACCCACAUUGAGGAUAAGACCUACGGCUGCAAGCACUGCGGCAAGCUCUUCCACUGCAAGAGUCUGCUCACCCACCACAUGAAGGACCACCACAAGGAGGACCUGGCGUGUGGCCCCUAG